Molecule: messenger RNA, 319 nt
Organism: Nezara viridula (southern green stink bug)
Lineage: Eukaryota; Metazoa; Arthropoda; Insecta; Hemiptera; Pentatomidae
Source: the annotation of a GenBank genome assembly
AUGUUGAGCUUAUUUCAAUCAUAGUCUAAUAUUAGUGCUAUGAAGCUAAUAAGAUAGUUUCACCUCGAUUUUAAUCAAUCAACUUUCCGAAAAACUUUAACAAAAAUGUUAAAAAUUGUUAAAAAAUUUAACAAAAAUCCACUGAGAACAAAAUUCGAACCAUAUAUUAUUACAGUAAGGCUCGAAAUCGGUUUUGUACCAAAUAUAAGCUCCUGUCAUGCUCAAAUACCAUGAAUGGGAUACCGUUGGAUUCAGAAUUUCACGGGGGGGAGGGGAGGGGUUAGCGAAUCGUAUUCUCCACUUUUGUUUUUCUUUCUAA